GCCAACUUGUAUGAAAAUGUGGAGGUCUUUCUAAAGCAACAGGGAGUGGACAUCUGGCCCUACUCAAUCUCAAGACUCAUCUUUAAGCUUGUACUAGUUGGGCUUUCAUCAUUUAUUGGAGCAUGUUUAACCUUCCCGGGCCUCCGACUGGCACAGACCCAUUUAGAUGCUCUCAAGAUGACUGCGGACAAGCCUCUCAUACAGAUCCUCCUUCAGGCCAACUUCCUGUCUCCCAUCGUUGUGUUGUUGCUGUGGGUUAAACCCAUCACCAGGGACUUUGUGAUGAAAACUCCACUUGGAAAAGAGCACGUACAGCUGAUGUCUGAGACAACGUACAACAGCAUGCGUCUGUGGAUAAUCAUCGCUCUGUGCACACUGCGCCUGACCAUGACCCGCUACCACCUGCAGGCAUACCUGAACCUGGCAGAAAAGUGGGUGGACCUAAUGAAGAAGGAAGCUGGAAACAUCCCCAUGAUUGAAAUUCAGAGGAAG
This is a messenger RNA of Rhincodon typus (whale shark), 492 nucleotides long. Its product is annotated as transmembrane protein 161A-like. The record is from RefSeq and is a predicted model, not a curated record. The transcript has 4 exons. Lineage: Eukaryota; Metazoa; Chordata; Chondrichthyes; Orectolobiformes; Rhincodontidae. The annotation marks the transcript as partial.